AACAGCCGCGCGAUCGCGGGCGGCGAAAGCAGCGCCACACAGCCGCGGCGUCCACCGCACAAACCUUCCCUCCCCAGCCUCACCCCCCGCUGCUCCGCCCCCUCUAUUUAAGGCCGCCCCAUCCCCCGGCCUCCGCUGCCACGCCGACGCAGCCCAGCCACAAACCCACCACCCCGCCGCCCACGCCGCACGCCGUCGUCCCCGAAGGGACGCGGGCAGCCGGGCAGGGAAUCCCCCCUUCCUCCCCUUGGAGCCCUCCGUGACCUUCCGGGACGCUCGGCGCCAGCCUCCCCCUCCCGCCCUCCGUGUUGUCUCGCCGGGCAUCACGGCUGCCACCGCGGACCCCGCGCGCGGCGCCCCCGCUGCGCAGGUGGAGCCGCACGGAGGACGCGGAGCACUCCCCUCGGCCGGGGGCAGCCCCUCCGACCUCCUCUUCCUCGCCGGCGGCGGUCGCAUCCUUCUCUGAUUGCGCACCGGCGCUGACCCGCUAACCCACGCUAAGUCGUCGUUAACAACACCCAGUAGACGGUAGAGACAGCAGAGGAGGCGGGAGGAGAUGGAGGUGAAGCUGACGAUUAAGAGGGUUGCGACGGUGCUGUCCAACUACCAGGAGGAAGGAGCCGGGGGCUGCGGCAGGAACUGCCUCGGGGAUUGCUGCUUGCCUGCUUCCAAGCUUCCCCUCUAUGCUUUCAAGGCCGACCCAAAGAAGCCUGCGCAGGAUGAUGAGCUCCCUACUGAGUUCUUCCUCAAUUCUCUCCUCCUCGCACAGUGGGAGGACAGGGUAGCCCGAGGCCUAUUCAGAUAUGACGUAACAGCCUGCGAGACCAAGGUGAUUCCUGGCGAGCUUGGGUUUGUUGCACAGCUUAACGAAGGCCGCCACCUCAAGAAGCGCCCAACCGAGUUCCGUGUUGACCGUGUGCUCCAGCCAUUCGAUUCUGCCAAGUUCAACUUCACCAAGGUUGGCCAGGAGGAGGUUCUCUUUCGCUUUGAGAAUGGUGGUGGCGACAGCAGCUAUUUCCUUGAAAAUGCCCCAAGCAUUGAGGGUGACCGUGCUCCCAGCGUUGUUGCAAUCAAUGUGAGCCCUAUUGAGUACGGUCAUGUGCUUCUCAUUCCACGUGUCCUUGACCGCCUGCCUCAGCAAAUUGAUCCUGAAAGCUUCCUGCUUGCACUACACAUGGCAGCUGAGGCUGCAAGCCCAUACUUUAGGCUUGGUUACAACAGCUUGGGUGCCUUUGCCACCAUCAAUCAUCUCCACUUCCAGGCAUACUACCUGUCAGUACCUUUUCCUGUUGAGAAGGCGCCUACCAAGAAGAUCCCCCUUGCCAAGUGUGCGCUGAAUAGUGGAGUGAAGGUGUCAAAACUGACAAAUUUCCCCGUGAGAGGUCUAGUGUUUGAGAGAGGGAACACACUGAAGGAUUUGGCUGAUGUGGUUACCAACGCUUGCAUUUGGCUCCAGGAGAACAAUGUUCCUUUCAACGUCCUCAUCUCUGAUUCUGGUAGAAGGAUCUUCGUUUUUCCUCAGUGCUAUGCUGAGAAACAGGCUCUUGGUGAAGUGAGCCAGGAUCUGCUGGACACGCAGGUGAACCCUGCAGUAUGGGAGAUCAGUGGACACAUUGUUCUGAAACGGAGGACGGACUUCGAGGAGGCUUCAGAAGCAUCGGCCUGGAGGCUUCUCGCAGAGGUGUCUCUGUCAGAGGAGCGAUUUGAGGAGGUGAAGGCAUGCAUCUUCCAGGCCGCCGGCCUCACUGAAUCUGAUGAAGAAGAGGAAUCCAACGAGCCACCUUAUGCAUCGUCAUCCUCCGUUCCGCUAGCCUCUUCACGCAUGACUGAAGGCUGCCUUGUUCUUCAGUGAGAGAGCAAUGAAAAUCGGCCAAGUCGACUCUGGUCGCUAGGUUCGCAUUAUCUGUGGCUGCUUGGUGUUAGCAGGGAUCCCAGUGAUUGUACCGUGUCUGCUCUUGCUUGCUACUUCUGCCUCUGAUUAGUUACCGUUGUUCGCUACUAGUUUGCUGGUGUUCAUACUGUGCAGUUUAUUAUUAAGCACAGGUAUGUGUGUUGGCUUGUUUAUAACUGAAAUGCAUUGUUGUGUUCAUCGUGCUUGUUUCUCA
Messenger RNA from Hordeum vulgare subsp. vulgare (domesticated barley), 2105 nucleotides. Its product is annotated as GDP-L-galactose phosphorylase 2-like. The record is from RefSeq and is a predicted model, not a curated record. The coding region runs from base 557 to 1852 and encodes 431 amino acids. Gene Ontology annotation, cellular component: cytoplasm. Gene Ontology annotation, molecular function: GDP-D-glucose phosphorylase activity. The transcript has 6 exons. Gene Ontology annotation, biological process: glucose metabolic process. Lineage: Eukaryota; Viridiplantae; Streptophyta; Magnoliopsida; Poales; Poaceae.